GAUAAGAGAGAUAGAAUGAUGGAGGAACUUGAGUCCAUAGCUUUCAGUGGUAAUGUGCAGAGGUCAUCCAUAGCUCACAAUCUUGGAGUUUUCAACGCAGACAUGUCUCAAUACAUGGAGAGAUCAAGCCUACAAUCCUCAUUUAUCGACGAUGAAUUCUCCACCGGAUAUCUCCAAGAUGUCCUCUUUCAAUUCACCUCCAAACGAAGAAGGACCAUCGACACCUCCAUCAAGAACUGCUGGACGUCAAAUUUGAUGACCGAAUUCGACACCAUUUCCGAAUUGAAAAGCCCUGAAGAUGGUGCUGUUUCGGAAACCUACGAUUCUUCUUCUCAGAAAGAAUCACCUGAGAAAGGGAAACCAUAUUGCAUAGACCCCAAUUUUUUUUGCUUCUGGUAA
Molecule: messenger RNA, 399 nt
Organism: Salvia hispanica
Lineage: Eukaryota; Viridiplantae; Streptophyta; Magnoliopsida; Lamiales; Lamiaceae
Source: RefSeq, a predicted model, not a curated record